AUGGACAUUGACAAUGCAAAAUAUGAGAAAUUCCUCCAAAUGUUGAAGCAAAUCCACAUUGACAUGCCUUUUGUGGAUGUGUUGGGAGAGAUGCCAAGGUAUGCAAAGUUCAUAAAAGACCUCCUCUCUAACAAAAAGAGAUUGGAGGAAUCGGCUACGGUAAUUCUUGGGGAGGAAUGCUCCACUAUAGUGCAUAGGGAUAUGCCCCGAAAACUCAAAGAUCUGGGGAGUUUCACCAUCACAUGCAAUAUAGGGGAAACUUCUUUCAAUAAAACACUAGCCGAUCUUGGAGCUAGCAUUAACCUCAUGUCAUAUGCUUUGUUUAGAAAAUUGAAUUUAGGCACCCUUAAAUCAACAUGCAUGUGUAUCCAACUUGCGGAUCGAUCCACAAAAUACCCUAGGGGUAUAGUUGAGGACGUGUUGGUAAGGGUGGAUAAAUUCAUUUUUUCUGUGGAUUUUGUGAUAUUAGAUAUGGACAUCGACGUUGAAGUGCCCCUAAUCUUGGGUAGGCCAUUCUUGGCAACCACAAGGGCACUAAUAGACGUCAGGGAAAGAAAACUCGUCAUCCGCGUGGGAGACGAGUCCGCUAGUUUUAAUGUGACAAAGUUGAUGAAAUAUCCCUUGGAAGGGGAUAAGGGUGUGACAAAUGAGAAAGGAAAAAAAUGA
Ipomoea triloba (trilobed morning glory) is the source of this 666-nucleotide messenger RNA. RefSeq lists its product as uncharacterized. The record is from RefSeq and is a predicted model, not a curated record. The transcript has a single exon. Bases 1 to 666 code for a protein of 221 amino acids. NCBI's taxonomy places the organism in Eukaryota, Viridiplantae, Streptophyta, Magnoliopsida, Solanales, Convolvulaceae.